CUAUAUCUAUCUACUACUGGAUCUUCUUGUUCCCUGUCCAAAAAUCAAAUUGCCCUAAACAAAAUAAAUUGAGAGCUCAAUAAUCCUCGUCUCAUUCAGAAUCAAAAUCAAAAUGAUUAGUUCAGUACCACUCCCAUCAUCAGCAUCAUCAUCUUUACUAUUUGAUACCAUUGAUCUUCCUCGAAACAAGUAUAUGAUAAAGCCAUCAUCCUCGAUGAUCUGUUGUUCUUCGUCUUCUUCAUCAAGAAGUGUUCCAAAGCUUGAACCUUUUAGCAGAAACAAAAUUGAUCGUGGUAUUAAAGAACUCCCUUUUGUUCAGAAAUCUGAAAAUGAACUUGCAGAUUACUGUUCAACACUUGAAGGAGAUAAAGCUUAUAGCUGUUGGAGAGCUUACUUUGAGCUCAAAGAUCUUGAAAAUGAGUUUACUAAGGAGGAAUUAGAGAUGUUAGUAAUACAAUCAGGAGGAGUGAAAUCACUGAUUGAUUGUGUUCAUGGGAUAACAUCAAUGCAAAAGAAGAAGAAAAAUGAGGAAAUUGUUAACGAAUCAAUGAAAACAAUUAAUCAAGAAAAGAAACCAUUCCCUGUUCCUGAUGGAUUACCAAAAUCACAAGAAGAAAUUGAUGAAGAAGAAGAAUCCAAAAUGCCAGAUUCUUCUUUUACUAGAUUACUUAGAAGUAAAGGCAAAUUUCCUGCUUGGUUUUCUCCUGUACCUGAUCAUGAGACUGAUUAGCAAGGUACGGUUUUCAUUACUGAUUGCUAUUGUUUUCUUAGUAGCAAGUUCCUCACAAGUUUCUGUAAAUAUUUCGCACACGGGAUUUCGUUAAUAAUAAUGAUUUCAAGUUUGAUAUUUUUGCCUUCAAUAAAUGGUUUAUUUUAGCCGUCA
This is a messenger RNA of Papaver somniferum (opium poppy), 883 nucleotides long. Its product is annotated as CCG-binding protein 1-like. Gene Ontology annotation, cellular component: nucleus; cytosol. The transcript is spliced from 3 exons. The coding region runs from base 113 to 730 and encodes 205 amino acids. Gene Ontology annotation, biological process: pollen tube guidance. The record is from RefSeq and is a predicted model, not a curated record. Gene Ontology annotation, molecular function: mediator complex binding. NCBI's taxonomy places the organism in Eukaryota, Viridiplantae, Streptophyta, Magnoliopsida, Ranunculales, Papaveraceae.